Molecule: messenger RNA, 12170 nt
Organism: Egretta garzetta (little egret)
Lineage: Eukaryota; Metazoa; Chordata; Aves; Pelecaniformes; Ardeidae
Gene: HMG20A
Product: high mobility group 20A
Exons: 14
Coding region: 2273-3319 (348 amino acids)
Biological process (GO): regulation of gene expression
Cellular component (GO): nucleus
Source: RefSeq, a predicted model, not a curated record
CACACUCAAUUGCCUGUUCCUGAGUUUCUCAUCGUUGAGGUGGCAAAAAAAGCCCCAAACCUAGAACUGGAACCACGUGCCUUGUGAGGCGCCAUUCAUUCAAGUCCUGUGAAAUACCAGCACUAGAGUGAAACUGGCCUGGUCCUGGAUAUCCGGGGAAACUGAUCAGUGGUGUUAUGGUGUAGGACCUCUGAAGAGAGCUAGGAGUAGUUGUGGGGAUAUUCUAAGGCAAGAACCCCCAAAUCGUCUUGACGUCUUCCCUCGAUAAGCUCAGCCUUUUUGUGUCUGAUGGCUGGGGAUUGCACAGAGAACUGAGAAGACGUGCUGAUUUCCCAUGCUCCUAGACUUCUGAAUGAAAGCGGUGACUUAUUGUGGCACGUGCUGUGAGAAACUGUUAGGUAUUAGAGCACAGGCUGCACUUAAAAUAAUGGGGAUACUCUUCUGAUAAUAAUUUGUGGGAGAGAAGAGUAACUCAAGGGAACAUAUAUGUACUUUUUUGAGGACAGUAGGUUUGGAGCUAUUUGUUCUGGCAAAGAAGGAUGAGACUCUUCAGGAAUAAGAAGUAUGGGAGAAAAAUCGUCCACUCAGCAGUAGUGUUUCUAAAACUAGAGCUGGCAACGAGUGUUCAGGGCCAUCUUAAGACUCCAUGUGGCCUUGGGAUGAGUAAGAAGUCAGUCCGCAUUUAACAGUGACUUACUGCAUGACCAGACCUGUGCAGACACUGUAGAGUCCAGCCUCAUUUCACGUAUGUUGUGAAUCACUUUACACAAACAAAGCAAGUUACAUUUUAUGGAAGCAAUGAAUGUUUUGGAGAAUGUGCAGUAAUUGCUUUGCUUUGGGUCUAGAAGAGGCAGUUUUUUCAUCUGCGGUGAGCUAUGACACAGCAGCUCACAGCUUAGAGAAGGAUGGCAGCUUGUGGCUUGCGUUGUUGUAGCAGUCUAGCCAUGAAUGUGUUCUACUCUGGCUCUAGUAGUCUCCUUUGAAAAAUAAGAAUGCAGACGUGCUACCCUGAUGUGCUACGCUGUUUGAUUAUACAUUUUAAAUGGCAUCUUUGCUGUUUGAGUAAAAUGAUCUGAUUCUUUGAAGAAAAGGUUCACUGUGACAUUUUACCCUUCAUUUAUUGCAUGUAUAACAGGCUCUUAAAAAAAAAAAAAAAAAAAAAAGGGCUUUAGGUUAUACAUCACCUGUGUGUUUAGGUCUGCUGCCCUGUAAUAGCAUCGUUAACGAGGCAACCACAGUAAUGAUAUGGAAAAGUCAGUUAUUCUAUCUGGCUCCUGUCAUGGAUUUGUUCUCACCCUGUUUUUACAACUGACUUCUUUUAACUUUUCCUUUCUACUCUACAGAUGUAACUAGAAGUGAGAUCAUAGGGUAGCUUUCAGUCUACCUAAAAUACUAUUCAGCUACUUAGUGUUACAAUUAUAUGGCAUGAUCAAAAGUUAAUGUGAGAAGAAAUUAAGGAAGCUUAUUUAAACUAUACUUCUAGUUUUGAAAGGUAUUUGAUUACCUACUGUUCGAUUCUUCCCUAUUGAUGUGUGUAGUAGCACAUAGAUCUUUAUGCUGUGUAAGUUCUUCUUUCAUUUCCCAGGUAACACUGUCAAACCACGCUGGUACACUCUGUAGUAUUAAGUAUGAUUUCUCAAUGCAUGCAAGUGAAGUGUCCAGCUAGCAAAUUUAAACUGAAAGUUUAAGAAUACUGUUAGAGCCUUUCUAGACCAUGAAGCCUUUAUUUUUGCUGAGAGAUGAGGUAAGGGAGGGGAAGAAAAAGAUAAAUUAAGCCAGAUUUUUGGUGGCUUAGGAUAAUGUAGAAUCUUCUUUAGGCUUAUAAAGAGGUUUAAUGUUAGUGUAGGUGACUAAUGGAUCUUUGGAAAUCUUAUCAAUGUUUAAACAUUGAGAGCAUGGAAUGGUAGGAAAUGUGUUCUUCACUGGUAUUUUUCUUGGUCUCAUCAUGGAUUUUUGCACAUAUAAUGCUGCUGUGUUCUCUGGAGCUCAAGCUUGCAUACUUACUCCUUGAUCCUUGUACUUUCUUUUUUUGAAUUUUUUUUUUAAUCAUUUUUUAAAUAUUGGUAGGGAGUGCACCCCAAACCAGACAUCCAAAAACUCUUCCAGCCUCUGUAAGUCAGGUUAUUACUGCUGCUCCACAACUGACUGCUAUUAUGUUGGAUGUAGGAAAUGCAAGGAUAAAAAACCCCCUAAAUCUCAAGUUCCUGUGGAGUCUGGAGUGUUUGGAGUAAAAUCAGUGCACAGGGGAGUCUGGAGUGUUUGGAACUAAGAUAUGGAGAACUUGGUGGCUGGCUCCAACCUUCCUCCACUUUUUGCGGAUGAAGAUGGAUCUAAGGAAGGCAGUGAAAUUACUGUAACUGGAUUAGCUCAUUCUGAGAGUUCAUUCAGUGGUGGAACAUCACAGUCUGCGAAUAACCCAGAUUUGGUGGAGGAUUUGUCACAGGUUCACCAGCUGCAAAAUGAGUCCUUUAAAACUGCUGAAAACACUGAGCAGAAGCCUGAGGAGGAGCAGCAAAGAACUAAACGAGGAGGCUGGGCCAAAGGGAGAAAGAGGAAGAAACCCCUUAGGGACACCAAUGCCCCCAAAUCCCCCCUCACAGGGUAUGUGCGAUUCAUGAAUGAGCGUAGGGAGCAGCUUCGAGCGAAGAGGCCUGAAGUCCCUUUCCCAGAGAUCACCAGGAUGCUGGGCAAUGAAUGGAGUAAACUGCCUCCUGAGGAGAAACGGCGAUACCUUGAUGAAGCAGAUAGAGAUAAGGAGCGGUAUAUGCGGGAGCUGGAGCAGUAUCAGAAGACAGAAGCCUACAAAGUCUUUAGCAGGAAAGCACAGGACAGACAAAAAGGCAAAUCACACAGACAAGAUGGAGCAAGACAGCCAGCCCAUGAUCAUGAGAAAGAAGCAGAUACAAAGGAGAGAUCUGUUUUUGAUAUCCCAAUCUUCACAGAAGAGUUCUUGAAUCACAGUAAAGCACGUGAAGCUGAGCUGCGGCAGCUGCGUAAAUCCAACAUGGAGUUUGAGGAGAGGAAUGCUGCUCUGCAGAAACAUGUUGAGAGUAUGCGUACUGCAGUGGAGAAAUUGGAGGUAGACGUGAUACAAGAGCGGAGCCGCAACACAGUGCUGCAACAGCAUCUAGAGACCUUACGCCAGGCACUCACAACCAGCUUUGCUGGAGUCCCGUUACCGGGUAGCGGGGAAACACCCACGAUGGAAACUAUAGAUUCGUACAUGAAUAGGCUGCACAGUAUUAUUAUGGCUAACCCACAGGAGAAUGAGAACCUCAUAGCCACAGUCCGAGAUGUGGUAAACAGACUUGAACGCUAGUGACUGGGUCUCGUGACCCAGGGAUGCUUUACAAAAUUUUUUUGGCCAGUGUGGAAUAAGAAGCCAUGAGGGAAAGACUAGGGGUGGGAGGCAGAAUUGCAGGUUUGUCCUGGUCCCUGCCUUUGUGGUUUGUCAGCAAGACAAACAGAUCAAUGCAUUAAAAGGUCUUAAGAAGCCACGGAUGCCACCCACUAAACAAUUGGAACUGUCCUCUGUGUAAACAUUUAAAAGCAUGCAACUUUUGUGCAAUCUUCAGUUUCUUAAUAAUUUUGCUGGGUGUGAGGGUGCAUAUGUUCUGUGGACUGGCUGACUAUGGAGAUGAAAUCUCGCAGUUCGUGAAAUGAAGUCAGCCUAUGUGUUGUAGUAAUAACUUUAAUGUCUUAUAUUGCCUAAUGUCUUCUAGUGUCUCUUUUAUUUUGUUUUCAUGUUUAUCUUGUUGGGAUUACCUUCCUCCAUUUUAGCUUUCUUCUUUUGAUCUUGUUAUCUGAUACUUGCGUUACUGGAUAGCAGCGCUUGUGUUCUCUGCUACAACAGGCAGUCUUCCUUGGUGCACUGUCUUGUCCUACCCUGCCUGCUGUGUUUAUAUAAGCUUUUCUUAAGCAGAAUCCUGUUUUUUUAUGUUAGCCGGCAACUUCUGCAAUGUGAGUUUGCUCCCUGAUAGAGACUGGCUGUGGCUGAUGCUUUGUGACUUGAUUCUACUAUGAGACAGACUUCCUCUGUCCCCCUCCUCUCUUGAAGCACCUGUCUUGCACAUAGCAUCCUGUUCUUCUGUGAAGGUCUCCUGUUAUCUCUUGAAAACGUUUGGUGGAGCAUUUUACUACCACAAAGGUCAGUGAUAAUCAAGACAGAAAGUGAAAUGUUAGUUCUACUCAGCAGGGAAAAUAGGAAUCUCCAUUUUAGACUAAAACCACAAAGCUUGCCCUUCCUCUGAUAUGUUGCUCAGUCUAAUUUAAUGUUACUGCCUUGGUUUUGAGAGAAUGAUCUCAUGGUGAGAGUGGUAUUCUAUAAAAAGAGAAAUGGGCAGGGGGAUUGCAUUUUUUCUGCUCUCCUGAAAUCACAGUGCUGGGAAGCAAUAUGCCUGGAAGCAGCACAUGUAUUUUUGCAUGAAUUUAUUAGAGCAGAGAAGGUUAUUAGCAGCUAGGUCCACAUAGCAGCCCACAGAAUUCUACAUUACAGUCGGUAAGUGCUUUCACCUUUUGUACAGUUAAAAGUACAGCCUGUGGAGCCUAUAGCAUUCAGAGUAUUAUGUUCCAGUGUGACCUAAAUGGCCUUUCACUUAUAUCAAGCAGAACUCUGCAUGCUUGAGUCUGCAAUCUUGCUGAGCUGCGCUGCACCUCCUGUCAAAGAUGAAGGCACCUACUGUCUGCACUAACUUAAUGCAAAUCAUUUGCUGCCCUCUGGUUCCUGUCAAAUUGUUAAUUCAGACUUUGGUUGAGUACUUGUUGGACAUCUCUGGGCUUUAUGGUAGUGGUUGAAAUGCUCUUUCUUCCACAUGACAAUCUCCUUGCUCCAUCUUCAGAAAUCUUUUAAGAUUUCCCUGUUAUGAAUCGGAGGUUACUGGAGUGCAUUGCAGUCAGCAUCCCUUUAGUGUAUCUGUAAUGCAAGUAUUUGAAGAUUAAAAAGCAGUUUCUUCUUUUCCCACGCUAUACACAUGGACUUCAUUGCUUGCCUGAAGCCAUCUCCAGGUCAACACCUUGUAUGUCAGGUCUCUGCUUACUCAUGGGCUUAUUGCUGUAGCCAAGCAGCAAGGAUUUCCAUGUAAAUUCAAGUCUUCCUUCAGGGAGGAAACUCCUUUCUCUUGUCUUCAGUCUCAUUUUCAAGACUUUACAAAAAGGAACUUCAAUUUGCUGCAUUGACCUCCAUUUUCCUUAGCAUGGAUGAGACCAGCUGAUGUUGGCAUGAACUUUUCUAGUGGAUGCUAUAACAAAUAUGGGGGGGGGGGGAAUCCUACAGGUUAAUAAUGUCUCCAGAAGAAGCACUGAUACCCUCAUCUCCUGUGUGCACCUUGUUUUUUUAGAAUUGGUGAUAUUUGACUUUCACUGAAGUGGCCAAAAUGCACUGUAUCGCCAAAAGUUGAUUUACAAAAUUCUAAAGUUCAGUGUGUGGCAUCUUACCUAAUACAUGGAGUGAUAUCCCAUAAAGACUCCAGAAAUUGCUAUGUAAUGUGAUAGUAGGAUGCAGUUCCAGGCAGUGACAUACACAUACUGUAAAUAAGGUAUGGGUGGCUGCAGGCUGCCCCUGCUUACAUAAAUUCAAUGCAGCUAUCAGCUCGUGGCAUACUGCUAAUACAUCAUUCUGUUGAGUAGCAUGCAAGUGUUACGGGAUAGGAAAUUUAAGGUGAUAUUAUUAGUUGGGGGCUGACAAAUCUCUUGCAUUUUCCCAGAAGAAAGGAGGGGGAGUGGUAUGCCCAUCUUAAAGCAUCUGGGGGAAGGCUAUCUUCUUGCUCACCAGUGAUGUGACAGAUGAUGUUUUGUCUCAUUAAGAAGCUUCUUAUUUACAUUGAUUAACCCUAUAAAAAUGGAUUUUGUCUUUCCAGUGUUUUCUGAGUGUCACUUCGGUUUACAUUUUUCAGUGUUGGCUGAUCAAAAAAAAAAGUAAAAACCGAAGUGGGUGUCAAGGAGAUGAGUGGGAUAAAAUGCUGUUGUCACUUAAAGAAAUGUUAAGAGAAAUAUAUGAAAACAGAAUCCGUUUGCUGGAUUAAUGUAUUUGGAAUUGUUGAGAUGCCAAGUUUUCUGUACAAUGUUUUUGUAAUUAAACUUUGGAGUUCCUUUGUUUUUAAGAAGUUGAUGUGCUUGUUUGACACUUGCUUCAUUAAAAUUGUUCAACAUUGAAUCCAUUCUGAUUCAAUUUUAACUGCAUUUUCAUGAAAUAACUACUACUAGUGUUGCUCUCUUGUCUGAGAGAUUUUGGCAGCUCCACUUUAACCUUUGAAAGGAAGUAAUGUGCCCUUUCCCCCUCUCCAUCCUAAGUGUAUCUCCCUCUGAAAAAGCUAAAGGAAAUAGUUAUUAUUUAUAGUGAUGCAAACUUCAGAGAUCUUUGGUUUUAACUGUUACCAGGGCCCUUCCUGUCAUCUGUGUUCCCCAACUUGAGUAACUUCAAAAAUGUUGUGUCUCUCCCUCAGCCCUUUUUUGACAUCCUUGUCUUCCAUUGUCCUCCCUAAUUUCCCAACAUCAUAUUUAUUUUCUCUUCCUGUAAGAACCUUCUGUAUCAAACCUAUUGCCCCCACUUGUUUUUCCCUUGUAGAUUUUUAUCAUGUAUUUUCCCUUCUGCUUGCUGAGUGUGGAGCCAGACUGUAGCCUUGUGAAAUUUGGACUUUGGAUGUAGAUCCUCCAUGGAGGAGUUUAGAUGACUUCUGCCUGCACUGGUGCUCUUUCUGAGGUCACCGUGCUGUAAGCAACCAUGUGUGUAUGUUACUUUUGUGGUCACAUCUCAUUAUUUUGAUAGUGAAAUUAAUGCCUGGUCCUUCUUUAUAUCAACAGGCUUGGUUCAGACACUAUCUGCUAUCUGGGACAGACUGCACAUUUAGAUUUAGAAUGCUUUGGAGAUUUUGUAAAACACCAACUAUGAAAUAACAAAGAUAUAAAAAAAUAGAAGGAAUAUAGGGAAAUCUCCUAUAGGUGAAUAGCAGCCAUGUGAUGCUGGCUAGUCCAGAGUUGCAGAGGGUAAAAGCAAAACAGGUGCACACCUGGAGGAAAAAGAGCAAAGCAGCAGUAAGUUCAUUCUAAGACAAAAAUCUGGUUCCUUUCUAACCUGUGGUGCUGUACAUGGCAUCAGGAGCAGAUGUUGGUCAAUAAUGCUCAAUUUAAGAUAAGGUAGUAUAAUAUUUCUGCUGGGUUUUUUCUGUCUGUUACCCCCUCUUUACUCUGCUGCCGGUCAAUUGAACUGAUGAUUGAUUAAUAAUCAUUUAAGGGAAGUUAGGGGGAUUUGAGGGCUUUGGGUUCUUUUAUGAGGAAGAGAUAACUUCCUCUUUCCUCAGGCAGGUUCCUGUUGAUAAUGUAUUUGGAAUCUGAUAUUGGGUCUUUUUUUAAUCUUUUGCUUCAGUUCAGUUGUAUCCUUCAGAGUCAGGAGUAUGCUCAGGCCUAUCGUCUACUUCCACCAUAGAAUUUUUCUGCUUGUGAACCAUGAAUAGUUUUGCUGCUGCUUUCUUUCUCAUUGCUUGUAUUAUUGAGGGGUUUUUUAACUUUAACGUUUUUGAGUAUAUUCAUGAUUUGCCAUCUUAAUUGCAAAAUCUUUGGAUUUUGUGUGUAUUGUACCAUUUUGGUAUGUGGUGAAGCAUCUACAUCUGUUAUGUAAUACAAGGAAUAACAUUUAUAUAAACUGAUUUAUGGGUUAUAUCAAUAAACCUAUAAUUCUUCUGCUCUGGGGGUUUGUUUCUUAUCACUUAAUGUGUAGACACUGAUGGUUUGUGUUUUAAAAAUUGGAGUUUGUGAACACAGAUUUGAAGCUUAAGUCUGUAUUAUUACUGGCAUAUGGAGACCUGUGCAAUGCAACUUUUUGAAUAUUUGUUCCAAAGUAAUGACAAGCAAAUGCAGCUAGGGUAUAUCUAAGCACAAUUUUUGGAGGGCAGCAAAAGGAAAAGGUGGCUGUGCAAAUCAUACUAGACAUGAAAACAUGUGGCUUGCUACUCUGAGGUUUUCUAACUUAGAGAAACACCUUGGAGAAGAGAGGUGUGCUGCUGAUGGCAGGUAUUACUGAACUAUGGCCAGUGUGUCACCUCUAUUUCAAAGUUAUGUUGGGCAGGAGAUGGAAUGAAUGAUCUGUUCUCUCAUUUUCUAUCUUUGACUUAUGUUUCACCCCAGUAUAAGGACUGGUUUAUUGUGUCUGUUUGCAGCCACAACACAGUGUUCAGACAGCUCUCUAGCUUUGAAAAUCAAUGUUUAUUUUAAACUAUCCAGAUUUUAUUUGUAUGCGUAUCCUAAUAAGGAAAACCUAGUACUGAAAUGCCAUCAAUUCUGUUAAUUACUUCAUGAAGAGCUGAAGUAAUAUUUGAAAAGAUCUGCAUAGAGAUGGAGAAAUAGAAAAACAACGUAGGAGAAGGGAUUGCUUGUUCAGUUGAGUGGAGAAUUGGAUCAUGCGAAAAUAGUUAGACUAGGGGUUUAGGUCCUGAUCCUGAAGUGCUGAAGCAUGAGGUCAGCUUUCUGCUUGUGAAUGGUGCCACUAAGUUGACUGACUUACACUCAUAAAAGUUGACUCCCCAAAUUAAUUGCACAUCAGUGCUAUAGAUCAGAAAUAAAAAAUAAUAAAGCACAUCUUGAAACAAAAAGCCCGAGGAAGCAUGUGUUCUUCAAAAAAAUCUGGAAAUACUUAUUUAAUGAGAAUGCAUUUAAGAAAGUAAUGAAACAGUGUACCCAGUUAACCCAUUAAUGGGAUUUGAAGCUAUUGCAUGUUGCUCAACUUAGAAUGCUCCUUUUCCUUCAUCUCCUUUACGCUGUAUCUUUAUAUCCAGGUUUGUGUCAUCAGAAAUUAAGCCCCCGUCCUCCCCUACAAGUGUAUGUCAAUAAUUCACUGAUAUCAGAAACUGUUUUAUGUAGCAAAACAUCUGCCCUAGCUUGCAUGUUUUAGGGGAAGAUAACAUGUUCUUUUUUUAACAUUAUAAAUACUACAAUGGGAUUCUGAAGGGGCCUGCUGGGGGCUCCAGCAGUUGAUAAUAGCAAUAUGGGACAAAUUAUUUUUGCAAUAUUAAAAGAAAAGGUAAAGGUAAAAGGAAAUACAAGGUUCUUCAAGAAAGUGUCAGUAUUGGUACAUCCUGUUAAUUUGUUAGGCAGGUUGCUUCUGGCAUGUGGAAAGGAAAGUUUUGAUUAAAGAGUUGAGAAGCUCUCUGGUUUUAAUAAACAGAAAACCUUGAUUCUGCUGCUGAUAACUGGAAAAGAUUCCAGCUGGUCACAAGUGCUACUGUUUAUAGAAUAAAGCUUUAAGAAAAGUAAGUAAAGGGAAUUAUGAAGAAUGAAAGCAGGGUACUCUUCCAGACUUACUCACAUGCAUAUGUUUAAUUUGAAUAUUGUAAGCAUAAAUACUUAGACAAUUCGUUAGAAUUAAUUCCUUAUGUGCUUAUCUGCUCAGGCCUGGCAACAGGGUUCUGGUGCUGAUUUACCCUGGCCCCAUAGCUGGCCCUGCGCUUACGCUGGCACAGCAUGGUUGAAAAAUUUGGUCUUGUUGAUAUUAAACCAUAAUGGUGUGUAUAUUAUUGAAUUUAUGCAAGUUAUUCUAAGAUAUAAGAGGAUUCUAAGAUCCUCUGCUUUCUCUAUUCCUGUUGAUGAAAUGGUUCAUCUCCUAAAGUUGUUAAAUACUGCUGUUUACAGGUCUGUAGCUUUGGUCACUUAUGCUCUGGAGGGUGAAAGGCAUUCUCACUUUUCCCUAGAAGUAUGUCUGUGUAGUGAAGUCCAUCUGAUCUUUUUGUUUAUAAAUUUGGAUUCUAAAUACUUACAUAUAGUCUGCCUGUCCAAAUCCUUGGCUGCCAGAUAUCCGUCUGGCUUCCUUGAAUUGAGUACAAGAAUGAUACUCACAUCAACCAAAUACCUGGCUGUCUGGGAAUCAGAAAGAGGUCUGGUUUUCAAUCUGGAGUAAUAGUACCAUGGGAUUUCUCUUCCUAUCUCAUAUCAGCAGUUUUAGUUUUAUUAAAUCUGUUCCAGUGUUAGUCAAAAGAUAAUUCCCUCAUGUAAUUUAUUUGAAAUAAUAUUGCUUAAUCCCAGGACACUUGCAGAGAAAUCCCAAGCUGAAAUUUUAGGCCUGUAAACAUACUGUUUCAGCCCCUCACCCUUCAAAAUGGAUGUUAAAACUGUACUAGUAUUCUAACUCUUCUCAGAGGAAGUUUCUUUUCUGCUAUGACACUUCAAAUUCCUGCCCAGGUUGUUUUUGUUUUUUUAAUAUUGGAGGAAGAGAAGUAAACUGUUUGGACUGGGGGAAAAGAUGCAGGAAGUUUAUCAGAAGUGUAAGACAGUGGGGUGGCUGAGUCCAGGAGAGUGAAAAGCUCUGGAAAAUUAAUCUAAUGCCUUUCCCAGAAAGGACUGUAGCUUUUCUAGCACAAAUGCUGUAUAUGCUCUGAAACAGCAGUGCACAUGCUGUUUUCCUUGUGUGUAAGUAUGAUUAUGGAGGGUGUUGACAUUGUCCUCAAAAGACUGCAGUUCUUUUAAAACACUUCUACAGAAGUAGAGCAUCUGCUCCUUUAGAAGAAACACAGCUGUAUACCGGCAUGUGGCUUUCCAGCAUAUGCUAUGAACUUGAUAUGCUGGAAGGAAGGGUGUCAUUUUUCUGCUUACUAGCAUUAAUAACGAGUGGCCCUGGCAUAUGUAAAUGCAGAGAGUCAAAUACUGUUUACAACCCAUUUUUUUUCCAGAAAAGGUCCUUCUACCCUCACCCCAUUAAAAAUCCAUUACAGGACUUUGUAGGGUAAGGGCAGCAGGAGUAAGUGGAUACGGGAAUAGAAUUAGCAUUUAUUCUUGAGGUUAAUGUUCACCUUCUGCCAGUGCAGAAAUGGUUGAGUUUCUAGGCUGAGAAAGUUUGGAUUCAGACCUGAAAAUUCCGUACAUUCUUGAAGUGCUUUUGAGCAGAAAAAGUAGCAAAUGUGAAAAUGGAAUUCCAGCUGCACCCUAGUUUCAGGACUUCACAGUUACGUGAUAAAUGUGCAUUUCCAGAUGUCUGAAGUAUCUGCCCACAUAAGGAAAAGAAUCCAUUUUCUACUGGGGGAAACAGUGCCCUCUAAUGAAAAAUCUUGGUAUCUCAAAAUGAGAGUGAAAAAGCCUGUUACUGGGAGCCAGAGCCAGAGAGCUUCUGCAUGUGGAAUUUUAAGUGAAUUCCCUGGCUUCAUUCUAGGCAGAUGGGAGUGCUUUUUUUGUAGUGGUUUUUUUUUUUAUAAUUAUUUUAUUUCUUUGUUUCAUGCAGAUACAUUAUCCUUUUCCUACUGUGCUUUGAGGGCUGGUGAGGGUAGAAGUGGUACAGCAAGCAUUCUUGUGUUACAAGGAAAUGCUGGUAUGGCAAAUAAAACAUGAACUCGGUUUGCAUGUCUUUGAAGGUGGUGUUCUGACAGCAAGGAAUGGCUGUGAUAAGGGUUUCUAGUUGGCUAAAGCUGAAUCUGUGUUGGCUGAUACAUAAAAUCAGCACAGCUGACUUCUCUAGCUUCCUAACUAGCAGGAACUGUGAAUACAUAAAUCCACAUAAUGGAAGCUUUGCAACUGUUGGUAUUUACAUAGUACUGUGCCUUUUCAGAGCUGGCUUUCAGUUUGGGAACCUGGAACAGCUUCACACUUAAACAGCACUGCUAGCUCUCUGGAGCUAGAGUGUAUAUAGCAUGGUGGUAGCUGCUUCACUAUGAUCUUACUCCAGCCAAGAGCAUCCCUGCCCAACUGUGAGCUUCACUAACUCAUCAAAAUAGUAGAAAACUACCCAGCUCUUUUCUUCCUGAAAGUUUGCUGUGUUUUGUGAAUUGGCUGAGCUCUGGCAAGCACUAGGGUUUGUGCAAAGUAAGCAGAGGAUCAGAGAGAAGGGAGAGGCAGGAACUCCUUUCUGGAGGUAUCUUGCUUGCACUUUGGCUCACUGUUUCAUGAAACUGUACGCUGAAAUUAUGGGGGGGCACAGGCUAUAGAGAACUAUCCCCUUUUCAGCAUCUAAAGUUGUCAGUAAAUACAUGACAAUCUAAACCUAACUCCUGGCUUCAUGCUGUUGCCUUUAUCUGUAUGUUUUCCUGUCCUGCCUGCCUUUCCCUCUCUUGCCCUCUUCCUUUGUGCUGUUUCAGCUUAAAACCAGCUAAAAUCAACUAAGUGUCUCUGCCAGCGAAGAUUUUUCCUAUAGAGAAAUUUUUUCUCAAUGAAUGUCAUUGGAGGAGUAGUGAAUUUGGAAGGGGCCCACAACUACUGCA